AUGGACGACGGGAUGGAGAAUGAAACCAGAGGAGCACAACUCGGCUGCGACCUCGAAGGGCGAAAAGAACAAUGCGCACCCGGUCGCAAAGAACAAAAACUGAAUCGAUACAAGGUACUUAACGAGACUGUGACAAGGUCCCCAGGAGAAACCGAGCAAGAACCACUUUCCACUCGUCGUCUCUUUGGAGGCAAGGCCCUGGUCAGAGGCAUGUGCGCCGAAAGAGGUCUCAACCGAGGACACAAGCGCGACCGACAUCCGAUGACAGGUGGAUGGGAAGGUGAAGGUCCCGUCGAGUCCAUUGCCCCUGAUACUGCACAGGUGAGACAGUAUGCUACAGUGCUUGCGCAAGAGGUCAUUAAAUCACUGACAGGGGCCACCAUGACAGCUGGAACUUCCUCAUCACGGCAGAGCAUCACGGAUGAAACCCUCGAUGACGGCGGCGGCGACGACAACUUUGUGCUGACCUUUGCAGAUGUUGAAGAUGUCGGUUGUCGUUACACAAAAACCGUCUGGGGUUACAUUCCUACACCCACUCGCAGAAACAUGCCGUGUCUGCGAUAUGAUGAUCCCGUCCUCACAGAUAGAUUCGACAGACAAUCACAUCUGAUCGUCAACUUUCAACCUUAUCACCAACAUUCCUGAACCAAGGUCCAGCCUAUGGGUUGGUUUUGAUAGCACCUGUAGAGAGAACUAACCCCGCGUCACUGCAGCGGCCAACUGCGCCCAACAUCCACCAAAAAAAGCAACAAACGUGAACCAUCACGGGCCAAAAUGAGA
Messenger RNA from Neurospora tetraspora, 780 nucleotides. RefSeq lists its product as uncharacterized. Bases 1 to 645 code for a protein of 214 amino acids. The transcript has 5 exons. The record is from RefSeq and is a predicted model, not a curated record. Lineage: Eukaryota; Fungi; Ascomycota; Sordariomycetes; Sordariales; Sordariaceae.